AAAAAAGAAAAAAAAUUAAUCCACAUUUCUCUUUAAAUUAGAAAAAAAAUAUUUAGUAUUUAAUUUCUCUAUGCUUGGCAGUUUUCCUGUAUUGCUCUGUCAGGAGCCUUGUCUUUUUAUUCGGCUUCAUUUCUGAUUACAGAUUAUUCAUUUAUGGAUGGGCAGCUGUAGAAACUUGCUUCCUGCAUAUGCAAAUCAAUCAUGAUCAUGAUUUUGGAAGGAGCUGGCAGAAUGAGUAUCAAUUCCAGCAGCAACCUACUUCACCAGCAGCCUUCCUGGACAGACGGAUAUUCCACAUGCAAUGUGUCCAGCAGCUUCUAUGGGACACAGUGGCAUGAAAUACACCCGCAGUACUGGACUAAGUUUCAAGUCUGGGAAUGGCUGCAGCAUCUCCUUGACACCAACCAACUGGAUGCCAACUGCAUACCUUUCCAGGAGUUUGAUAUCAACGGGGAGCACCUGUGCAGUAUGAGCCUGCAAGAAUUCACUCAGGCAGCCGGGACAGCAGGGCAACUGCUUUACAGCAACCUUCAGCACCUAAAAUGGAAUGGCCAGUGUGGAAGUGACAUGUACCAACCUCAUAAUGUUAUUGUGAAGACAGAGCAAACAGAUCCAUCGUUAAUGGUGUCCUGGAAAGAAGAGAAUUAUCUCUAUGACAGUGGCUAUGGUAGCACAGUAGAACUACUGGACAGUAAAACAUUCUGUCGUUCUCAGAUUUCUAUGACGACACCUAGUCACCAGCCUCCUGAGUCUUCAGAUGUGAAAAAAUCGCAAGAUCAUAUACCAAAGUCCCACACCAAGAAGCACAACCCUCGAGGAACUCACCUUUGGGAAUUUAUUCGAGAUAUUCUUCUCAAUCCUGAGAAAAACCCAGGAUUAAUCAAGUGGGAAGAUCGGUCAGAAGGUGUCUUCAGAUUUUUAAAAUCUGAAGCUGUGGCUCAGCUCUGGGGAAAGAAGAAAAACAACAGCAGCAUGACUUAUGAGAAACUCAGCCGGGCUAUGAGAUACUAUUAUAAAAGAGAAAUCCUGGAGCGUGUGGAUGGUCGGAGAUUAGUGUAUAAAUUUGGAAAGAAUGCCCGUGGCUGGAGAGAAAAUGAGAAUUAAAUACAUUAAGAAAAAACAUUUAAAACACCUGGAUGUAAAUAUUCAAAGACUAUUUUCUUAUAUUUAUGUACCAAACUAGGGUGAAAAACCAAUUCUACUUCUGUCGGGAAGAAGGAACAGUAUCAUUAUUGGUGUUAAAAUUAUUUUAUUUGAAGUAUGUCCUGUAUGGGGAAAAAAUGUACACAGUUUUCUGUGAUAUAAGUUAACAUUAUAGAAUUAUGAUUAUUUUUC
This is a messenger RNA of Neopsephotus bourkii (Bourke's parrot), 1335 nucleotides long. RefSeq names its product ETS homologous factor (gene EHF). The record is from RefSeq and is a predicted model, not a curated record. Gene Ontology annotation, biological process: cell differentiation; regulation of transcription by RNA polymerase II. The coding region runs from base 202 to 1104 and encodes 300 amino acids. The transcript has 9 exons. Lineage: Eukaryota; Metazoa; Chordata; Aves; Psittaciformes; Psittacidae. Gene Ontology annotation, molecular function: sequence-specific DNA binding; DNA-binding transcription factor activity, RNA polymerase II-specific. Gene Ontology annotation, cellular component: nucleus.